UGGUGCUUGCACAGGUGAACAUUUCAAUUCGCUAAUAAUAGUCAGCAGUUGCUAUUGAACAAAAAAUUGUAUCAGGCCAUUUGGCACAUAUCAAAGACUGCACAACGCCUAAUAGGGAUGAAUGCGGCUAUCGCACGCUCAUCCCUGUAAAUUCCACGUCUCGCUUAGUCCAAGUCAUGCCGCACAGUUUUACUUGAAGCGGUUAUUUACUCAUUGAUGUCUUGCCCUCAGGUUGCCACAAGUUUUGAUGAACGCUCAGCUCAGGCCAGCCUACCUACCCCUGGUUUGUCUGGCUUAGGUGCUGGUCUCUACAGUCAGACUACGUUUGAACAGGUGCACAUUAUUUCCUUCUGUGUUGCACUUUUCCUACACCUUUGUAGUACUUCAAGUAGGCAGUUUAGGCCAUACAGCUGAUUACAAUAAGCACUCUUGUUUUCAGGCUGCCAUGGAUUUGGAAUAUGAAACUGCAGUCCAGACCAACCUGUCUGAGCCCGGUCCAUCUGGCCUAAGUACCAGUGUUCCUAUUGAGCCACAACUUGCGCAGGCUGCAAUGGAUACUGGAGACAACAGUCAAGUACAGGAGAGCCUCUAUGUCACCGACCCAUCCAGCCUAGCUGCUGUUCUUCAAUUGGAGGUGACACCAGUGCAGGCUGCCAUGGAUUUGGAAUAUGAAACUGCAGUCCAGACCAGCCUGUCUGAGCCCGGUCCAUCUGGCCUAAGUACCAGUGUUCCUAUUGAGCCACAACUUGCGCAGGCUGCAAUGGAUACUGGAGACAACAGUCAAGUACAGGAGAGCCUCUAUGUCACCGACCCAUCCAGCCUAGCUGCUGUUCUUCAAUUGGAGGUGACACCAGUGCAGAAACUACAAAGGUCAUCGAAUGUGGAAGCUGCUCUAACAACGCCAAAAAAGAGGAAGCUGGCAAAGGUCGACACCCCUGAGAAAGCUUUCUUGCGAGCUCGUGCAGCAAGACUUGCUUCACAGCAGCAACAGUCAAGAAAAGCGAUCAAAAGACUGCAGCAAUCAAGGCGGCGUCUUCAAAAACAGAAUGCCGAACUAAAAUCGGUUCUGAAGACACUAACCACACAGAACAUUUUGCUCAGAGAACAGGUUUCUGUGCUCGACAGUCUUGGUGCUGCAAAUCAACAGCUUUUGCAACGACAGUUCAGCCAGAAGACGUUCACCAACCGAUGUGCUGAAUGCAAGCACACAGAGGAAGCAGCUUUUGACCGAGGAGUCGGUGGUUGA
Dermacentor albipictus is the source of this 1246-nucleotide messenger RNA. NCBI's taxonomy places the organism in Eukaryota, Metazoa, Arthropoda, Arachnida, Ixodida, Ixodidae. The record is from RefSeq and is a predicted model, not a curated record.